UAAAAAAUUCCAAAAUGGCGACGAAGGGAUACAAAUUUUCCGAUUUUUAUCAACAGUUUUCGGGUUGAUUUUGUCGUCUAAUUAAUGUGUUCUUUGUAUAUUUACGGCAGAAAGUUCAGGUUUGAACAUCGAGUCAGUUGACCCAAUUAUCGGGCAAGAUGGCUCGCCAUCUCGAAUUCCUCGAUGAAGAGCUAAAAGUCGUGAAGGAGCAAUCAAAGACCAUACCAGGAUCAGAAUUGGUUGCUUGUCAUAGGAUAAUGGUCCGGCUUAAAAUUGUGAAGAAUCAACAUAAAGAUAUCACAGCGAUGAUACAGUUCCCAGAUGACUAUCCCAAUGUUCCUUUGUUGGUUGAGUUAAAGAGCAACACGUUUGGUUACAAACUCCUGGAAGGAUUGACAAAGAUGUGUGAAGAAGAAGCAAAGAAACUCUUGAAGAAACAACAGAUCAUGGUCGUCCUAAAAAUGAUUUUCCAGUUUAUCGAAGACAACCCAUUAUGCGUGUGUAGUGAUGAGAUAUCCUAUAUAAAGCGUGAGCUGAUGAAAGACAGUGAUAAGAUAAAACUCCUCCAGAAACAAGCGCAGAUUCUUCUGAAAGUUGCUGAGGGUAGUUAUUACUUCACGCUGAAAUGUGAUGUACCAGAUGUCUACUUUACAUCACAGCUGCAGGUUUCAAUAUCGGAGCAUAAUUUCCCAGAGGUGCUGUCGUCUCAUUUUCUUGGUCAAUCUGUGGAAAUAUCCAGAAGAGCCGUGAAACCACCUCUGAAGAAAGGAAAAAAAGAUCCUCCGUUUGAGCCAAAGCCAUCACUGAAGGAUAUUGCCAUUUUCCUGUUCAAACACGUCAAGCGAUAUCCACAUGAAAUCUGUCCAUACUGCAAGGAACUUUUACUACCUGAAGAUCCCAAGACAUUAGCCACAGACCCAGCUGAUCCCAAAUUCAUCGAACGAGUCUAUUGUACCCAUUUAUAUCACCAUGGAUGUCUAGAUGUCUAUUUCAAAACACCACCAUUUACAGGUGGCAAAAAGUGUAUGGAAUGUGGACAAAGGAUUUAUCACAACAAGUGGAAAAUAACCCCAGAGUUGGCCGAGGCCAGGUGGGCCCACAAGGAGGCCAGGCAACGAGAAUUAGAUGAAGUUGUAGACUUUUUACAAUAAGCAGAAAAUUAGUUCCACUUUCAAAUGACUUUAACUGUAAUUAAGUACAGUAGAUUAUCUUAGAACACCUUGAUACGAAUUUGGACCAAUCUGUCCUUUCGAAAGACUGCUUUCAUUUACCACACUUUAUGUUUGCUACAGCUGUGGUGUAACGAGAGCUCAAAACAGCAUUGGGCAGACAAGUUCAACUUUACACCAUCAGUAUUCAGGAAUAUAAUAUGUAGCCUUUGACACAUCAAGCAUGCACGUCACCCGCAGCGAAAGGGUUAAACAUGGCAAAUAUAUUAUUUUGAUGUUGUACGAACCUGGUACAUUUACAAAAUAUAAGAUUUCCAAUAUUAUGAACAAGAAUUGAUGAAGAAUCUUAAAGCGACACACUGGAUCUCCUAGACAGGAGUUCAUUUUUAGAACCCCAAUAUAGAAAACCCAACUCAUGCCUUUUAGAGACAAAAAUAGAUGUAAGACAGAAAGUGUUGUUAUGGACGUUAAUCAUUAGUUAUAUAUAUAUUACCUGGGAGAUGAGGGAAAGGAAUGAAUUUGAUAACUAGUAAAACUGUACCCUGUAUAAAGUAUUUAUUUUAAUCUGAUGGAUGAAUUCUAUGAAUGCAUGUGUAUUACGUCAGUAAAACCUGUACAUUAUCAAUAAUUAUCUUUUCUUGCUUUGUGAUGUAAAUUCUCAAGUCAUAUAUCCAGAGUAAAAUCUGCUGAAUAUGACCAAACCCCCAAUGACAUGGAAUGGAAUGACAACAAUAUAGAAUGCAAAUUCAAAUUGCCCUC
This is a messenger RNA of Lineus longissimus, 1928 nucleotides long. RefSeq lists its product as uncharacterized. The coding region runs from base 159 to 1151 and encodes 330 amino acids. The transcript is spliced from 8 exons. The record is from RefSeq and is a predicted model, not a curated record. Lineage: Eukaryota; Metazoa; Nemertea; Pilidiophora; Heteronemertea; Lineidae.